Messenger RNA from Dibothriocephalus latus, 519 nucleotides. Lineage: Eukaryota; Metazoa; Platyhelminthes; Cestoda; Diphyllobothriidea; Diphyllobothriidae. The record is from the annotation of a GenBank genome assembly.
AUGCGUUCGGCGACUUUCAGAUUAGCAUCUUGCAUUAGAUGUUUUUCAUCUGCUUCAACUGCGCCCGCUGCCAAGAACUCCGGCAAUUCUGCGCCACCUGGACGACCAGACACAUGGUGCCAGUACUAUGAUAGGCCUCAAACCGUUCCCAUUGAAAAAACAUCCAUCAUCAUGUUUCCCGGUCAGGGUGCGCAGUUCGUUGGGAUGGGCAAAAAUGUAAUCGAUAUACCCGGUGUGAAGGACAUGUUUGAAUCAGCCAGCUCCAUGUUGAGGACCGAUUUACUGAAGACUUGUCUAGAGGGACCUCCAGAAAAACUGAAAAAGACCAUUCACUGUCAGCCGGCUGUUUACGUUACAUCUUUAGCAGCCGCGAAGAAGCUCCAAUUGGAACGUCCAGAGGCAAUCGAAAGGUGUGUGGCCGUUGCUGGAUACAGUGUUGGGGAGAUUGCAGCCCUUGUCUUCGCUGGAGCCUAUACCUUUGAGGAAGUGAAGCAGAGCAGUUGUUACGAAAUUUACUGA